Oncorhynchus masou masou (cherry salmon) is the source of this 4282-nucleotide messenger RNA. RefSeq names its product transforming growth factor beta-2 proprotein-like. Gene Ontology annotation, cellular component: extracellular region. The record is from RefSeq and is a predicted model, not a curated record. The coding region runs from base 804 to 2270 and encodes 488 amino acids. Gene Ontology annotation, molecular function: transforming growth factor beta receptor binding; growth factor activity; cytokine activity. Gene Ontology annotation, biological process: regulation of cell population proliferation; transforming growth factor beta receptor signaling pathway. NCBI's taxonomy places the organism in Eukaryota, Metazoa, Chordata, Actinopteri, Salmoniformes, Salmonidae. The transcript has 7 exons.
UCGUAACCUGAAGUUGAAGGAGUCCCCCGGCCUGAAAGUGACGACCACAACAUCCAUUUGAAGAAGAAGGAGCACGUGGUUAAGUACGUCUUAUAAAUAUCCCUCUACAACCGGCCGCAUGCUGUUGUGCCACUGGCAACAUCAGCUCUGCGGACCGAUUUUCAGAGCAAGAAGAGAUGGAGGAACGCGUCAACGGUCUACCAUUGUAUUAAAAGGAAAUACCGAUUAUCUUUAUACUUCAACCUACUUGCCAUACUUUUGAUACACUUUUUCCCCGCAUUUUCUCAAUUUACAUUGACCCAACACAUGCGUUAUAACAACUUUAAUAGGUUAUAUCUCGUCGAGACGACACCUUGCGAGUACCAGGACGGGUUGAUUUUUGCACUGUUGUAUGUUCUUCUGUCAAGAACCGCGAUGCAACUGCUCAGCGAAGCCCACCUUGAUCUUGAGAUAGAGAAAUCAAAGACGGACUUGUGCUGAGCGCGGUACUGGCCACAGUUGGAAAGCUCGCAGCGCUCUGAUGCGGUAGAGGUGUGCGCUAACCCACAGGCUACACGUCUGUUCUGCACAACUGGAGAUAGCGAGCUCGCUGGUUGUAGUUUGUUUUUGCUUCAAGGUUUUUAUAUUAAACCUUGAUUGGCAUUUAAUGGCCACAAUUCGGUCUUUUUCGUUUGGACAAUUGUAACUUUACGCGCGUUUAGUAUGCGUUUAUUGUGAAGUGAUUGGUAAUAUCAUACAUUGCCUACUGCUGCUGUCUGCUCCCCGCUGCCCGUAUAACGGAUUUUACAGAUUAGUUCACUUCCAUGGUUGAAUGGAUUUCCAGGUACAAUUUCAAAUACUGUGCUGAAACUGGGAUCACAAUAUUUAGGCCACAAGUAGUUAAGUGUGCAAGCCUAUAUAUCCAAUAUUUAGGCUUUUUUUCAUGUUUAUAUUGCCUUUCCGUUAUAUUUAAAUAUCCUUUCCAAGGCCGCUUUUAUCUUUUUUUUGUUGUCAAGAUUUCAAUACGCUGCUAUAGUCUACUUUUAGAGUUCACAAUGAACUACUGCGUUUUAAGUCUUCUCCUGACCAUGGAUUUAGCCACUGUGGCCGUCAGUUUGUCUACAUGCAGUACGCUGGACAUGGAUCAGUUUAUGAAAAAGCGCAUAGAAGCCAUUCGUGGACAGAUACUGAGCAAGUUGAAGCUCACGAGCCCCCCGGAAACAUACCCCAAGCCCGAGGAGGUGUCGCGGGAUAUCAUCGCCAUCUAUAACAGCACGAGAGACCUGUUGCAGGAGAAAGCCAACGAUCGGGCGGCGACGUGUGAGCGCCAACGAAGCGAGGAGGAGUACUACGCAAAAGAGGUUCACAAAAUCGACAUGCAACCCCCCUACCCCUCUGAGAAUGUUAUCUCUCCCACGCACUACAACCCGUACUACAGACGGCUCACCUUCGACGUGACCUCCAUGGAGAAGAAUGCCUCUAACCUGGUCAAGGCUGAGCUACGAGUCUUCCGCCUCCAGAACCCCAAGGCCCGCGUGUCUGAACAGAGGAUUGAACUGUACCAGAUUUUGAGUCACAAGGACCUGGCGUCCCCGACGCAGCGCUACAUUGACAGCAAGGUGGUGCGUACGCGCACGGAGGGGGAGUGGCUGUCUUUUGACGUGACAGAGGCAGUCAGUGAAUGGUUGCUUCAUAGAGACAGAAACAGUGGAUUCAAGAUCAGCUUGCACUGUCCGUGCUGUACAUUUGUGCCCUCAAACAACUACAUCAUCCCCAAUAAGAGUGAGGAGCUGGAAACCCGCUUUGCAGGUAUAGAUGACAGCUUCCACCACAGCGGAGACCUGAAAGUGUAUCGGAAGCGGCGCCACAGCGCCCAGGCUCCACACCUGCUCAUGAUGUUGCUGCCCUCCUACCGCCUAGAGUCCCAGCACAAGAGCCACCGCUCCAAACGAGCCCUGGAUGCUGCCUUCUGCUCCAGAAAUGUCCAGGAUAACUGCUGCUUGCGGUCGCUCUACAUCGACUUCAAGAAAGAUCUGGGCUGGAGGUGGAUCCAUGAGCCCAAGGGCUACAAUGCUAAUUUCUGUGCCGGGGCCUGUCCCUAUCUAUGGAGCGCUGACACCCAGCAUUCCAAGGUGCUAGGCCUGUACAACACCAUCAACCCGGAGGCGUCAGCAUCGCCCUGCUGUGUGUCUCAGGAUCUGGAACCUCUCACCAUCCUCUACUACAUCGGCAAGACCCCCAAGAUAGAGCAGCUCUCCAACAUGAUCGUCAAGUCCUGCAAGUGCAGCUAGGAACUGUGCAUAUUCAGUCACACACACACACACACACACACACACACACACACACACACACACACACACACACACACACACAUGCACACACACACAUUCAGUCACACACACAUGCACACACGCGUGUAUGCACCCACCCACCCACACAUAUAAAUACACAUACUGUACAUAUACACAUACACACAUUCAUCAACAAACACAUACUGUACAUUCACACAGUCCGUUACACUAUUAGUCUCCUGCACUAUUGUACAGACAUAUUUGAUCUCCUACAAGCACAAGUGGAAAAGGUGCUGAGCAGAUCUAGGUACAGAAAACAUGUCUCCCGAAACAUCCAUGCGCACACACACACACACACACACACACACACACACAGACACACACACACACACACACACACACACACACACACACACACACACACACACACACACACACACACACACACACACACACACACACACACACACACACAGCUGUGGCUUUUGUACAGGUGUGCCUGUGUUUUUGUGUUUAGAAAGGCCCUGUUAACAUGCCUCACCUCACACACUUGUCACACAAAGACACAAGAGUACGGCAAACACUGGAAAAAAGUAUACGUGUCUAUAUGUGAAAUAAUACGUGUCUGAGAAACAAAGACGACCCCCCCGGUUUCAACAUUCAAAGCAAGCCAUCUCCUUGAUUUUGUUUGUCUCGUUUUGCAUCCUUUUGAAACUAUUGUAAUUUUAUAUUUUGUUUAGAUUUUUGAUAAUUGUAUUGCCUAUUUAAUAUCCUGUGUUUUAUGGUUAGCCCCCAACACAUUUUCAACUCUCUCGAGAAGUGGUGGAUGAAUCCACUUCCCAAUGUCAGUUUAUUAAUAUGUUAUAACAUAGUAAUGUUAUAAUCGCAUCCCAUAUGCUGUUUAUAUGUGCUGUAACAGCCACGUUAGGCAGAAAGAGGCUAGGAGACUGUAAAAGAGAGACAGAGAACAAAAGAAAAUAAGCACACCUUGCAUGCCUACCUUUUCAACAGAGACUCAUCCUCACACAGGCAUACUCAAAAAGAAAACACACACACACCCAUCCCAAACACUGCAGUAGGCAACAUAUUCAAACUCUGCUGGAAUGAACAGUCCUGACAUUUUGAUAACAAAACAACUAAACAAGAAAAGUGUCCCAAAGUAAUGUUGAACUCUGUUUACCUUGUGCAUUGAAUCUUGAAUGCUUUAGGAAGCCCAACAGUGAUUCCAUCAACUACACAAGGUAUGUCAUCAUAAACACACGUUUAAGAUUUCUGUGGAUAUGUUGGAUUUUUCUGAGUAGAACCGGGUUGUCGUUGUCUAUAUGAUGCAGUGGUAUGGGAAUGUGGAAGUAUGUUAGUUAGGGAGGUAUACUAGAGUUGUCGUGACAAUUAGAGAGAAGGGAUACAAUAGGUGAGAAUGGACAGUAGAUGUGACCUGGUUCAGAGAUUAUCCAUGUACCUUUGAGACCAUUCCAUUAGGUCUGAAAUUACUUUAGGUCAGAGGUCAAAAGGUCAUAUUUACAGGUGUGCAGUAGUUGUUAUGGACACCAGCAUUGUAUCUGCUCAUUUGCAUCCGAAAAGCUUUGUCUCGCCCGCCUCCCUCAUAGUGUAAAGCCAUUAUUCAGUCAUAGGUUUUUGUCCUUUUGUGGAAUAAAAAUUGUUGGAUACAAAGAAUUGCACUGACGCUAUUUUGAUUCUGUUUUUUAUUUUUGUAUUUUUUAAUAGUCGUUACUUCCCCCUUAUUAAAUGAGGAGUGUUGAUGAUGUGACUUAGAGCAGGAAGUGUAGGUGACACUACCCUGCCCCUAACCCCACCCCCCUUUGUGCACCCGCGCCAGAGGACUUCCUGGAAAACCAGGAAGUGGAGCGAGGCACCAAUAUUGUCAUGAUAGAGCUAUUAUUUUUGUUGUUGUUGUUGUUUAUGAUGAUUAUGUUUUUGUUGUUGUUGACCCACUAUGAUGUAUUGUAACACAUUAUUGUUGUUGUACUCUAGUGGUAAAUAAAUUAUUUAAA